AUGGCAUGGGCGGAUGAAUCUGAUUCAGAACUAUCUUCUGUACCAAGCAGUCCUUUGUCUAGUGAGGAUGAAGCUCAUCCUUUGACACUCUCCGCGCGAACACACUCGUCGCCCUCUUCCCUGUCGUCCAUUGCGUCGGACAACCAGGAGCUCAUGCCACCUAUACCCAAUGAUCAAGGAUUUGCAGCAGCGCAUGCCGCGGGUCUGGCACCGGAUGCACCAGAAAGUAGGCCUGUCAUGUCGCACCGAACACUUUUGCGACGGCGACGAGCAUCACUAGUGCGUCUAUGCAAUGAACGAGGUCUUCCUGUCCCUCCCGAUGCAACUAAACUUGUAUUGACUGACAUUCUGGCAGGUGUACCACAGCCUGACAAUAUCUCUGUUCAUGCUGCGGCCCAACCCCCCCAGUCCCUUACGACCGCCCAGGAAAGCAAAGAGUUGCAAGGUCUAGAUUUGGAGCGACUUGAUCUCCUUGAUCAUGAAAUCUCGCCAGAUAAGUUGGAGAAGCUGGAAAAAAUCGGAAGUGGUGCGUUCAAGGAUGUGUACAAAGGGCGCUAUCAUGUGUCCCGUACACGAGUCAUGGAUGUUGCCAUAUCAGAUCUACGCAAUGAGUUGUCCGAUAUGGAUAUCAAAGAACUGACAUUCCUUCGGGACUUGCGGCAUGAAAAUAUCGUUAGUUUUAUUGGCGUGAGUGUCCCUAGCCAGCCUAUUAACACUCCAUGCAUGAUUGUAAGUGAGCUGUGUGAACAUGGUGAUCUAUUCGAUUAUAUCCGUCAAACACCCCCUCCUCCUGACGUGCACAUCUUCCGCAUACUGCUUCAAAUUGCUCGUGGCUUGGAGUACUUACACACACGCACACCCAUGGUCAUCCACCGUGACUGUAAAUCUACCAAUGUUUUGAUCACUGCGCAAGGUGUCGCUAAGAUCAGUGACUUUGGGUUUGCACGUGUAAAGCGCUCAGCUCGUGCUAUGGUACGCUCCCUCGUGGGUACUGUAAAUUGGCAGGCCGUGGAAUUAUGGGUUCCUAAGCCGAAUUACAAUGAAAAAGUCGACGUAUGGAGUGCAGCAAUGACAUUCUGGGAGGCACUUCAGUGGCAUCAACCGGAAAAACGGUAUCCUUUUCAAGGUAUGAAUGAGCACCAAAUCUACCAGCAUGUAAGGGAGCGCCGACAACGCCCGUUUGUUGGAAGUAUUCGCCGUCGUUUCGGGGACGAUAUUGUGGACUUAUUGGAUAAAAUGUGGGCUCAUAACCCUCGGGACCGUCCCUCCAUGACUGAGGUUUGCAAGGACUUGGAGAAGCUAUGCGUCGUUAAGAACCGCCGCACUAUCUACGCUCUGUCGAAGAAGACCAUUCUUCCUGACGCCCAGAUUGUGCAGCUCAUCCAGCAGGCUGUGCGUGAGGCCCCUUCGGCCUUCAACGUGCAGAGCAGCCGCAUUGUGGUUCUGUUCGGUAACCAGCACGACAACUACUGGGGCGAGAUCGUCCCGGCUGCUCUCCGUGCUGCCGCUGGUGAGAAGGCUGUUGCUGCCUCGAAGGACAAGCUCGCUGGCUUCAAGGCUGGCACUGGUACCAUCCUCUUCUUCGAGGACCAGAACCUGAUCAAGGGCCAGCAGGAGGCCUUCCCGCAGUACGCUGCUGGUUUCCCGGUGUGGUCGAACCACCACACUGGUAUGGCCCAGGUGUACACCUGGAACCUGCUUGAGGCUGAGGGUUACGGUGCUAACCUCCAGCACUACGGCAACCUCACUGCUGACACUCUCAAGAAGGUGUACAACCUUCCUGAGUCGUACCUUCUCCACGCCGAGAUGGUGUUCGGUUACCCCGAGCAGCCGGCUGGUGACAAGCCCUACCUGCCUGACGACGAGCGUGUCAUCGUGGCCAAGUAA
This is a messenger RNA of Malassezia pachydermatis, 1887 nucleotides long. Its product is annotated as tkl tkl-ccin protein kinase. Bases 1 to 1887 code for a protein of 628 amino acids. Gene Ontology annotation, biological process: cellular response to oxidative stress; protein phosphorylation. The transcript has 3 exons. NCBI's taxonomy places the organism in Eukaryota, Fungi, Basidiomycota, Malasseziomycetes, Malasseziales, Malasseziaceae. The record is from RefSeq and is a predicted model, not a curated record. Gene Ontology annotation, molecular function: ATP binding; protein kinase activity.